CGUGAAGAAAAUCUUGAAAAGAAGCAAAGAAGAUGUUACGAUAUUUGUUGGUCUUGGUUGUAUUUGCAGCCACUUGCAUGGUGGAUGCUAAAGUCCCGUUAUGUAGGGAAGCUUUACAGGUUGAUGAGGUCGAUAAGGAGAUACCUUUAACUGAAGAUGUAGCGAAAGCUCUUUUGGACAAAUCUAGCGAUAAAUCAAAAGUUCUUAGUUCUAUGCCUCAACAGUCAAAAGCGCUUGUGAGUGGAGCUAAGCUUGCUCCCAUUUUAUCACUUGGUCCAAUCAUUUCUAGACCAAAGCCAUUGGUUUGUCCAAAAUACAGACCGUUUUACUGGGGACCACAAGAACUAUGUCCUAGUAAAAAAGUGAAAGUUUAUACCUUGUCUUCCCGCUCUUACGGUUUCUGUUAUGUAUUGUUUCCACAUUGGCAAAAUAUUUAUGAAUCCCGUUGCUUGUGUCCAACAUGCCGACUCAAUUGUUCUCCAACGAAUACCACCUUCAGACAUCGUUGUGUCCGAGACCCCAAACCAUACGUUUACAAAAAAGUUUGGGCCAUUUGCUACAGGUCUGGUUCGUGGCAGAUAAGAAACUUCUCACACAAUUUCUUCGAUGGAAAAUGCACUUGUAAAACUUACUACAGAGGCAGGUGUAGAGGUUAAAGAUGUAUCAGAAAUGAACGCUAAUCUCAAUUCUCUAUUCAUUCCUUAACCUACAAUAACAUUUCAUCAGUUUGUAAUAAAUGCGAAAUGUGUGACGUCACCAAAUACGCAACUAUUUUUGCAAAUGUUAUGACGUCACUGAUUUUAACCAAUAAGAAAUUGCUGCAUUGGUGUUAAGCUGUGAUUAUAUAGAAUUGGUUUAACUUCUGUUACCAAACUACUGACGGUUUACUUUCAUCCGGUGAUAAAUAAUGCAUCAAUAUUUUUUGUUUUUUUUUUUAAUAUUUCCAUUCUUAUAAAUAAAUAUUAGAUAACAAACUUCUUUA
Messenger RNA from Lottia gigantea (owl limpet), 982 nucleotides. RefSeq lists its product as hypothetical. The transcript is spliced from 5 exons. The record is from RefSeq and is a predicted model, not a curated record. Bases 33 to 656 code for a protein of 207 amino acids. NCBI's taxonomy places the organism in Eukaryota, Metazoa, Mollusca, Gastropoda, Lottiidae.